Phaeoacremonium minimum UCRPA7 is the source of this 519-nucleotide messenger RNA. Its product is annotated as putative short-chain dehydrogenase protein. The transcript is spliced from 2 exons. Bases 1 to 519 code for a protein of 172 amino acids. NCBI's taxonomy places the organism in Eukaryota, Fungi, Ascomycota, Sordariomycetes, Togniniales, Togniniaceae. The record is from RefSeq and is a predicted model, not a curated record.
AUGAGCCCCUACAAUGCUGAGACGACCGCCGAGGAGGUAGCCUCUGACUGUCAAACUCAAAUCUCAAACAAGACCAUCUUGGUUACUGGCGCUACUCCAGCCACUCGCAAUCUCUCGAAGGCCGAGGAGACUGCUCGACAGAUCGCCGCGGCCGAGCCGUCUGUUCAAACCAAAUGUAUUGAGCUUGACCUUGGAUCGAUCAAGCAGGUCAAAGUCGCCGCAGAAGAGAUCAACUCCUUCGAUGAGAGUAUUGAUGUUAUUGUUAAUAAUGCAGGUGUGAUGGCUUCUCCAUACUCCAAGACCGUCGAUGGCAUUGAGUCUCAAUUUGGUAUCAACUUUGUUGGCCACUUCCUCUUGACGAAUUUGCUCCUGCCCAAGAUGCUGGAAAGGGGCGUGCCUAUCAGGGUGGUCAAUGUAAGCAGCAGCGGCUACCGCUUCGGACCGGUUCGCUUUGAGGACUGGAACUUUGGUGUGAGUAAAUCCGGUGUAGCAUCAAUUUCAAUGAAGACCGGUGAUUGA